AUGCCUGAGGAAGCUUGGGCAAUCCUUAAGAAGGCGAGCGAUGAAAGAGACUUGGAAGAUUUCCGUGAAGCCCUUAAGAUCUAUUCCAAGGCUGUUCCGUUGGCAACAUUUGAUGAAAUUGAGAAAAAGUUUCGCGCAGACAACUUCAAGAUCUACCUUAUUGGGCUGUCGGCCACUUCGCCAAAGAUUGCCCUGAGAAAGGUGUCAACAGCAGAGCUUGUCGCAAUUGCGGGCAAAGAAGAGGGUCAUAUGUCCAAGGAAUGUGACAAGCCUCGAAACAUGGAUAACGUUACUUGUCGUAACUGCGAGAAGACUGGCCACAUGAGUCGCGACUGCCCCGAGGAGAAGGACUGGUCAAAGGUCCAGUGUACCAAUUGCAAGGAGAUGGGCCACACGUUCAGACGCUGUAACAAACCAGCUGAAGGUGCUGACAGUGACAAUGCAGAUAGCUAUGGUGGAUUCUAUGGAGCAGGCAUUGGCAGCAAGAAUCACCACGAUCAAACACGUGGCCGGAAGGAAACCACAGCUCAAUCCGCAGGAAACUGGUAUGAAGAACCAACCGACGGCGGCGCUGGUUGGUAA
This is a messenger RNA of Coccidioides posadasii C735 delta SOWgp, 582 nucleotides long. The record is from RefSeq and is a predicted model, not a curated record. NCBI's taxonomy places the organism in Eukaryota, Fungi, Ascomycota, Eurotiomycetes, Onygenales, Onygenaceae.